AAACAGAAGCUCAGCAUAUGGGACAAGAUGAAGUUCGGAGCAAGAUUUUUAGCGCUUUUUAGCUUCAUCUGUGGGUCUGCAAGUGGAAUUCCAUGUGGUGAAACUCUGACUCAGUCACAAGGGGAAUUUUUCAGUCCCGGUUACCCCAAUAAUUAUCCCAAUUACGCAAACUGCACAUGGAGCCUGCUGGCUGGAGAACUGCAGGUGGUAUCGUUAAACUUCACGUUCGUCGAUUUGGAGUCAGGCUGGGACUUUAUCCGCGUGUACGACGGUCCGACUGCUCAGCAUUCACUUUUGGGUUCUGUGACUGGAAAUCAGAGAGCUACCUUCAACUCCAGCAGCAGAUACAUGACCGUCGUUUUCUCCAGUGAUGUCUCCGUGACUCAAAAAGGCUUUCAAGCAAAAUGGGCUUUCAUAGGUGGAGUUCCAUGUGGUGGAACUCUGACUCAGUCACGAGGGGAAUUUUUCAGCCCCAGUUAUCCCAAUAAUUAUCCCAAUUACGCAAACUGCACAUGGAGCCUGCUGGCUGGAGAACUGCAGGUGGUUUCGUUAAACUUCACGUUUGUCGAUCUGGAGUCAUGCUGUGACUUUAUCCGCGUGUACGAUGGUCCGACUGCUCAGCAUUCACUUUUGGGUUCUGUGACUGGAAAUCAGAGAGCUACCUUCAACUCCAGCAGCAGAUACAUGACCGUCGUUUUCUCCACUGACCGCAGCGUGACUCGACAAGGUUUUCAAGCAGAAUGGACUUUCAUAGGUGGAGUUCCAUGUGGUAGAGAUCUGACCCAGUCACGAGGGGAGUUUUUCAGCCCCAAUUAUCCCAAUGAUUAUCCUAAUGAUGUCCAUUGUGUAUGGAGGCUACAGAGUCCCAGUUGGCAGAUUGUUUCACUAAACUUCACAUUUGUUAAAUUGGAAAUGGACUGGGAUUUCAUCACUGUGUAUGAUGGGCCAACUGAUCAGGGUCCACCUUUGGGCAUUGUGACUGGAAAUCAGGGAAAUUCAUUCAGUUCCAGCAGCAGAUACAUGACGGUUGUUUUCCACAGUGAUUCCUCAUGGACAGAAAAUGGCUUUCGAGCAGAAUGGCGUUUCUUAGAUUCGUCACAGACGGGUCAAACAGAAGGGUUAAAAACAACAUCAGAUGAAGCUCCAUGUGGUGGAAAUCUGACACAAUCACAAGGAGAAUUCUUCAGCCCCAACUUCCCGCAUAAUUAUCCCAAUAAUGCUAAGUGCACAUGGAGGCUGCAGGGUCCUGAGCAGCAGGUGGUUUCAUUAACCUUCACAUUUGUUGAUUUGGAGUCAACCUGGGACUCAGUACAUGUGUAUGAUGGUCCGACUAAUGAGGAUCCACAAUUGGGUGCUGUGACUGCAAAUCAGACGAAGUCAUUCAACUCCAGCAGCAGAUACAUGACCGUCGUUUUCUCCACUGACCGCAGCAUGACUCAACAAGGCUUUCGGGCAGAAUGGACUUUCAUAGGUGGAGCUCCAUGUGGUGGAACUCUGACCCAGUCACGAGGGGAAUUUUUCAGUCCCAGUUAUCCCAAUAAUUAUCCCAAUUACGCAAACUGCACAUGGAGCCUGCUGGCUGGAGAACUGCAGGUGGUUUCCUUAAAGUUCACGUUCGUCAAUUUGGAGUCAUGCUGUGACUUUAUCCGCGUGUACGACGGCCUGACUGCUCAGCAUUCACGUUUGGGUUCUGUGACUGGAAAUCAGAGAGCUACCUUCAACUCCAGCAGCAGAUACAUGACUGUCGUUUUCUCUACUGACGGCAGUGUGACUGGACAAGGUUUUCGAGCAGAAUGGACUUUCAUAGAUUCCCCAUCCUGCAGGUAUAACUGUGGUAACAAUCUCAGUGUGUGUUCCUGCACCAGCGACUGUCAGGACAACAGAAGCUGCUGUUAUGAUUAUAAUGAGUACUGUUCCACAACUGUCCCUGAAACAACAACACCAUCAUCAGGUGGAGCUCCAUGUGGUGGAACUCUGACUCAGUCACGAGGGGAAUUUUUCAGUCCCAGUUAUCCCAAUAAUUAUCCCAAUUACGCAAACUGCACAUGGAGCCUGCUGGCUGGAGAACUGCAGGUGGUGUCGUUAAACUUCACGUCCGUCAAUUUGGAGUCAUGCUGUGACUUUAUCCGCGUGUACGACGGCCUGAAUGCUCAGCAUUCACGUUUGGGUUCUGUGACUGGAAAUCAGAGAGCUACCUUCAACUCCAGCAGCAGAUACAUGACCGUCGUUUUCUCUACUGACGGCAGUGUGACUGGACAAGGUUUUCGAGCAGAAUGGACUUUCAUAGAUUCCCCAUCCUGCAGGUAUAACUGUGGUAACAAUCUCAGUGUGUGUUCCUGCACCAGCGACUGUCAGGACAACAGAAGCUGCUGUUAUGAUUAUAAUGAGUACUGUUCCACAACUGUCCCUGAAACAACAACACCAUCAUCAGGUGGAGCUCCAUGUGGUGGAACUCUGACUCAGUCACGAGGGGAAUUUUUCAGUCCCAGUUAUCCCAAUAAUUAUCCCAAUUACGCAAACUGCACAUGGAGCCUGCUGGCUGGAGAACUGCAGGUGGUGUCGUUAAACUUCACGUCCGUCAAUUUGGAGUCAUGCUGUGACUUUAUCCGCGUGUACGACGGCCUGAAUGCUCAACAUUCACGGUUGGGUUCUGUGACUGGAAAUCAGAGAGCUACCUUCAACUCCAGCAGCAGAUACAUGACCGUCGUUUUCUCUACUGACGGCAGUGUGACUGGACAAGGUUUUCGAGCAGAAUGGACUUUCAUAGAUUCCCCAUCCUGCAGGUAUAACUGUGGUAACAAUCUCAGUGUGUGUUCCUGCACCAGCGACUGUCAGGACAACAGAAGCUGCUGUUAUGAUUAUAAUGAGUACUGUUCCACAACUGUCCCUGAAACAACAACACCAUCAUCAGGUGGAGCUCCAUGUGGUGGAACUCUGACUCAGUCACGAGGGGAAUUUUUCAGUCCCAGUUAUCCCAAUAAUUAUCCCAAUUACGCAAACUGCACAUGGAGCCUGCUGGCUGGAGAACUGCAGGUGGUGUCGUUAAACUUCACGUCCGUCAAUUUGGAGUCAUGCUGUGACUUUAUCCGCGUGUACGACGGCCUGAAUGCUCAACAUUCACGGUUGGGUUCUGUGACUGGAAAUCAGAGAGCUACCUUCAACUCCAGCAGCAGAUACAUGACCGUCGUUUUCUCUACUGACGGCAGUGUGACUGGACAAGGUUUUCGAGCAGAAUGGACUUUCAUAGAUUCCCCAUCCUGCAGGUAUAACUGUGGUAACAAUCUCAGUGUGUGUUCCUGCACCAGCGACUGUCAGGACAACAGAAGCUGCUGUUAUGAUUAUAAUGAGUACUGUUCCACAACUGUCCCUGAAACAACAACACCAUCAUCAGGGGAUGUUCCAUGUGGUGGAACUCUGACUCAGUCACGAGGGGAAUUUUUCAGCCCCAAUUAUCCCAAUGAUUAUCCCAAUUAUGCACACUGCACAUGGAGCCUGCUGGCUGGAGAACUGCAGGUGGUUUCGUUAAACUUCACGUUCGUCAAUUUGGAGUCAUGCUGUGACUUUAUCCGCGUGUACGACGGCCUGACUGCUCAGCAUUCACCUUUGGUUUCUGUGACUGGAAAUCAGAGAGCUACCUUCAACUCCAGCAGCAGAUACAUGACCGUCGUUUUCUCCAGUGACAGCAGCGUGACUGGACAAGGUUUUCGAGCAGAAUGGACUUUCAUAGAUGGACCUCCAUGUGGUGGAGACCUGACUCAGACACAAGGGGAAUUUUUCAGCCCAAAUUUCCCCAAUGCAUAUCCAAAUGAUACAAAUUGCAUAUGGAGGCUCCUGAGCCCUGAGCAGCAGGUGGUGUCAUUAACCAUCGUGUCUGUUGAUAUCGAGUUCUGCCCCGACUGUGGCUGUGAUGCUGUAUACGUGUACGACGGCCCGUCUUCUUCAUCUCCGUUAUUGGGAACUGUAUGUGGACAUGGAAGGAAGACCUUCAGCUCAAGCAGGAACACUCUAACUGUGGUUUUCUCCAGCGAUAGCUCUAUUAACGGGAUAGGAUUCGUUGCACACUGGAACACAGUUCUAUGUGGUGGAAUUCUGACUCAGUCACGAGGGGAAUUUUUCAGUCCCAGUUAUCCCAAUAAUUAUCCCAAUUACGCAAACUGCACAUGGAGCCUGCUGGCUGGAGAACUGCAGGUGGUUUUGUUAAACUUCACAUUCAUCGAUUUGGAGUCAUGCUGUGACUUUAUCCGCGUGUAUGACGGCCCGACUGCUCAGCAUUCCCUUUUGGGUUCUGUGACUGGAAAUCAGAGUGCUACCUUCAACUCCACCAGCAGAUACAUGACCGUCGUUUUCUCUAGUGAUUUCUCCAGGACUCGUCAAGGUUUUCGAGCAGAAUGGACUUUCAUAGAUGGACCUCCAUGUGGUGGAGACCUGACUCAGACACAAGGGGAAUUUUUCAGCCCAAAUUUCCCCGAUGAAUAUCCAGAAGAUACAAAUUGCAUAUGGAGGCUCCUGAGCCCUGAGCAGCAGGUGGUGUCGUUAACUUUCGUGUCUGUUGAUAUCGAGUUCUGCCCCGACUGUGGCUGUGACGCUGUAUACGUGUACGACGGCCCGUCUUCUUCAUCUCCGUUAUUGGGAACUGUAUGUGGACAUGGAAGGAAGACCUUCAGCUCAAGCAGGAACACUCUAACUGUGGUUUUCUCCAGCGAUAGCUCUUUUGACGGGAGAGGAUUCAUCGCACACUGGAACUUUACAGAUUCCCCAUCCUGCAGGUAUAACUGUGGUAACAAUCUCAGUGUGUGUUCCUGCACCAGCGACUGUCAGGACAACAGAAACUGCUGUUAUGAUAAUAAUGAGUACUGUUCCACAACUGUCCCUGAAACAACACCACCAUCUUCAGAUUCUGGCACAACAACAGGAACAUGGGAAUCAACAGAAUAUUGUACAGACAGAGAUGAUCUUGAAGGUGGAGUUGUGUGUGGUGAAGAUCUGACUCAGUCGAAAGGGGAAUUUUUCAGCCCCAAUUAUCCCAAUAGUUAUCCAGAGGCAGAGUGCACAUGGAGACUCCUUGCUUCUGAGCAGCAGUUGGUUAUGCUAAACUUCACAUUUGUUAAUGUGAAGUGGUGGUUGGACCUGAUCCAUGUGUAUGAUGGCCCAAGUGACGAGUAUCCACUUUUGGACAUUCUGACUGGAAAUCGUAGAAAUGCUUUCAAUUCCAGCGGCAGAUACAUGACAGUCACUUUCUCCAGCUAUGAAAGCAUGGUUUACAAAGGGUUUCAUGCAGAAUGGAAUUUCCUGGAGAACCCAUCCUGCAGGUGUAACUGUGGCUACAACCUCAGUGUGUGCUCCUGCACCAGUGACUGUCGGGACAACAGAAACUGCUGCUAUGAUUAUGAUGAUUAUUGUUCCAGUUCAACAACAACACCAGUCUACUGUUUCACUACAACUGGUGCAGAGACAACACCACCAACAGUGUCUGGCACAACAGAAGAAACCACAGCAACAACAACAGAAAAAGAAACAACAGCAGAAGAAACAACACCAGAAUAUUGUACAGACAGAGAUGAUCUUGAAGGUGGAGUUGUGUGUGGUGAAGAUCUGACUCAGUCGAAAGGGGAAUUUUUCAGCCCCAAUUAUCCCAAUAGUUAUCCAGAGGCAGAGUGCACAUGGAGACUCCUUGCUUCUGAGCAGCAGUUGGUUAUGCUAAACUUCACAUUUGUUAAUGUGAAGUGGUGGUUGGACCUGAUCCAUGUGUAUGAUGGCCCAAGUGACGAGUAUCCACUUUUGGACAUUCUGACUGGAAAUCGUAGAAAUGCUUUCAAUUCCAGCGGCAGAUACAUGACAGUCACUUUCUCCAGCUAUGAAAGCAUGGUUUACAAAGGGUUUCAUGCAGAAUGGAAUUUCCUGGAGAACCCAUCCUGCAGGUGUAACUGUGGCUACAACCUCAGUGUGUGCUCCUGCACCAGUGACUGUCGGGACAACAGAAACUGCUGCUAUGAUUAUGAUGAUUAUUGUUCCAGUUCAGCAACAACACCAGUCUACUGUUUCACUACAACUGGUGCAGAGACAACAACACCAACAGAGUCUGGCACAACAGAAGAAACCACAACAACAACAACAACAGAAAAAGAAACAACAGCAGAAGAAACAACACCUGUGUCUGGCACAACAGAAGAAUUAACGACAGAAAAAACAACAGCAGAAACAACACCAGAUACUGAAACAACAAAAACUACACCAAGAAAAGAGACGGACACAACAACAACUACUACAAAGAAAAAAGAUGAAGACAAAAACAAUGAAAAAGAUCUUCAACCAAGUCAGGGGACUUUUUCCUUCACUCUACCCAUCCUCCCCUUUCUACUUCUUCUCCCCCUUCUGCCUAUUUCCCCCUUUGCCUCCCUUGUCUCCGCUCUCUCCCUUCUGUUAAUUUUCACCGUUCCUUUCUUUAACCGUACUCCGACCCUCCCCACCCCAACGCUGGCUCUUACACCACCAAUCAAAACCACUCCCCUCAUGAUUACAUGGUCAAUGGAGAGGACAAACCCCGAGACACAAAAACCAGAUACUGAUCCAACACAACUUCCACAAACAGCAGGAAUCCGGGAAACAACAGCAGAUACUAAUCAAACACAAACUCCACAAACAGAAACAGGAACCUGGGAAACAACAGCAGGUGGAGUUUUAAUGUUGAAAUUGUUUUUGGUUUUUUAUCAAACAGCAAAAAUGUAUAAUUCUAGUUGUUAAAAUUGUUUAAUUACAUUAGAUAUGUGUUCAAAUUGAGUUUAGUUUAAUGUAUAUUGUUUAUAUAAAUCUUUAAUUGUAAUGUGAUUACAGUAGAAUGUCUUAAAAGUUGCAUACUCU
This is a messenger RNA of Ictalurus punctatus (channel catfish), 6858 nucleotides long. Its product is annotated as cubilin. The transcript has 60 exons. Bases 28 to 6741 code for a protein of 2237 amino acids. NCBI's taxonomy places the organism in Eukaryota, Metazoa, Chordata, Actinopteri, Siluriformes, Ictaluridae. The record is from RefSeq and is a predicted model, not a curated record.